Molecule: messenger RNA, 1077 nt
Organism: Epithele typhae
Lineage: Eukaryota; Fungi; Basidiomycota; Agaricomycetes; Polyporales; Epitheliaceae
Product: Ribokinase-like protein
Exons: 8
Coding region: 1-1077 (358 amino acids)
Source: RefSeq, a predicted model, not a curated record
AUGUUUUCUGCAACCGACACUUCGACACGCCAAUUCGUAUCCCUGGGGAUGUUUAUCGUGGAUGAGUUCGAGUUCAGGGACGCAGAAGGUAAUCUCACAGGGAAGACAUUGCCUGGACAGGUAGGUUCCCAAGCGUCCCAUCCCAGCAUUCAGCUGAGAGGAGGAACGUACGCUGCCAUAGGGGCGCGGAUCUGGCUACCACCUCAGGCUGUGGGCAUGAUUAUCGACAGGGGAUACGACUUCCCGCCGCAUAUUCAGGCAGAAUUAGAUCUUUACGGGCCAGACAUGUGGCUUUUCCGCGACGAUCCCGGUCGUGGGACGACGAGGGCCCUGAACUCCUACAAAGGCGAAUUCAGAGAUUUCGAAUACCUGACGCCACGAGUGCGCAUAACGCCGAACGACCUGGCCAAUACUAAACUCGCGCGCCCGCGAGUCCUGCACUUCAUCUGCUCGCCCACUCGGGCAAGCGUCAUCCUCAACGAGGUCAAAGCGCAGGAAGCAUGGCACCCGACCACCGUCUAUGAGCCCAUACCUUACCGCUGCGUCCCUGAACAGCUCCCCGCUCUCCAACAAUGCCUGCCCGACGUCUCCAUUCUCAGUCCGAACGCGGAAGAAGCCAUGGCACUGCUUGGUAUGCCAACGGUCGAGCCUACCAAGGAACUCGUCGAAGAGGCAUGUGGCCGGUUCCUGGACAUGGGAAUCGGCCCCCGCGGCGCCGGGUCGGUGAUCAUCCGCUGUGCGCACAUGGGGGCGUGCAUUGGGACGCAGGACGCACCAUACACCUGGAUUCCUGCCUUCUGGACGCCGAAUGACGCGCACAAAGUGGUCGAUGUCACCGGCGGUGGCAACAGUUUCCUUGGGGGUCUGGGAGCCGGUCUCGUUUUGAGCGAUGGCGACGUCAAGGAAGCGGUCCUGUAUGCGAUGGUAUCAGCAUCGUACAUCAUCGAGCAAGAGGGCCUACCCCGCUACACACAGGUCGAGGAUGAGGGUGUUGUGGUCGAGAAGUGGAACGACGGAUCACCACAGCAGAGAUUGCAAGAAUUACAGAAACGUCUAGUGGAGGAAGAUACAAAGUGA